Molecule: messenger RNA, 1485 nt
Organism: Marchantia polymorpha subsp. ruderalis
Lineage: Eukaryota; Viridiplantae; Streptophyta; Marchantiopsida; Marchantiales; Marchantiaceae
Source: the annotation of a GenBank genome assembly
GCGAAGAUCGACUCGAGGAAAUGUCGCAGCAGCAGAUUGUAGGAAAAUCGUGUAUGUUUGCCGAUCGAAGGGCCGGAGCAGUGCAGCUCCAUGUGCUUUCGAAGGAAUGAGAGGAGAACUGCAGAUUCAGUUAGCAAUCUCACGCGGAGAAAGAAAGUUGGGGAGCGAGGGCCCCGGGAAACAGUUGAGCCGGAGGUCCCGUGUGUGUCGAUCCCGACGGGCGUGUGCCGUUGCGGUUCAAAAUUUAAAGUCGGGAGGAGAGUGACUGGCCUCCGGGCGAAGCGAGGGGGCUGCGCGGGGCGAGGAGGGGCUCUCACGUGCCGACGAGGCAGGCACGGUGGCACCUUUCUAUCUUGUGCGCCUUCCCUUCCAUCGGAACCGGUGGUGCCACGCAAGCGUGCGCGGGGCUGACAACCGCAUCGGCGUCGAGUCUCGUUGCAAGUCGCAACUGCGUCGCGCAAUCGCUUGCUCUCUGAAUUCUUCGGCCUGGGCUGCCGAUCGAUCGGUCCGAGAAGCGGAGCACCAUGGACAAGCUGCCGAUCGAAUUGAUCCAGCGCAUCUUCACCCUUCUGGAUUAUCGACCUCUGGCAUCGGCUGCUAAAGUGUGCAGAAGCUGGAGGCGUCUGAGCGAUCAGGAAGAACUUUGGAAGAGCCUGUACAAGAAAAGAUGGGGUUCAACUAAAGCUGCCAAAGUUGGUCUUGACAUAUCUGCAUCACAAUCGUGGAAAUCAGCCUACGAAAUUCAAGACCGAUGGGAUCGAGUUGGCGAGGAAAUGACCAUCGUUCGGGAAGGAAAUGACUAUUUCCUUGCACAGAAAGGGCUUCUGCUUCGGUUUCUAGGUUCCAGGAGCAGCAAGACAAAGGAUGUGCGCCCGAAAUGUGCCACUCCGGUACCACGCCAAGACACAAAUCCUCGCAAGAGGGCCACGAAUUGCUCCGAAUCCGGAGUAAGAUCCUCGGCUCCUGGCCUUUUGGAUAAGCUUAUUCAUUUUGUAGCGGACAUGGACUACGAGCAUCGGCGUCUGAGCAAGCGUGCCCAUGUCUUAGAUCAGCCCUGAAUACAUUCUGAAUUAUCCAAAUGCCUGUCAGUGAGAGCCCAGAAGUUGUUCAUAGAGAUGAUCCACAGGAACAUCUACGUCUCAGAUUGUAAAUACGCCUUUCUGUUGUAUAGAAGAUCGACACAUCUUCAGAGAGCCAUGCAAGGCCUGCAGGCCUGCAGGCGACUCAUCAUGACCUUGUGUGUGAUAGGGACAUGUGAUAUGUAUAAUUUUUGUACUCACAGGUCGGAUUCGUGUACGAUGCCUUCGUUUGCCAAGCAGGGCAGGCCGGGCAGGUGCACGAGGCACGACGUAGGCCUGCUCGAUGUGUUGCGAGCUUUGUGUAAUACUUCACUACAAUUCUUACUUCCCUGGAACUGUUUUAUACUUUGUAACUAUAUCCCCUGUAUCCUGUCUCGUACUGUCAAUUUGCUCACGGCCCGCUUUU